AUGCUUCCCAUGGACUCCUGGCCACACUCUCCUCACUGUGUCCUGCUGCUGAUCCUGCUGCUGGGACUUACAGGAGCAGCUAUGCUGGAGCUGAAGGUGAUUCAGCCUGAGAAAUCAGUUUCUGUCCCUGCUGGAGAGUCAGACACUCUGAACUGCACUGUGACCUCCCUGCUCCCUGUAGGGCCCAUGAAGUGGUUCAUGGGUAGAGGACAAAGUCGGCACAUUGUAAAUAGUUUUACUGGAGAGCAGUUACCCAGAGUCACAAGUGUUUCAGAUACUACAAAAAGUAACAACCUGGACUUUUCCAUCCAAAUCAGUAACAUCACUCUUGCUGAUUCUGGCACCUACUACUGUGUGAAGUUUCAUUAUGACCCAUCAGAGUUAUGGAAAGAGCUUCAGUCUGGGAGAGGCACUGUGUUGUAUGUGCUUGGAGCAGCUAUGCAUGAGCUGAAGGUGAUUCAGCCUGAGAAAUCAGUUUCUAUCCCAGCUGGAGAGUCAGCCACUCUGAACUGCACUGUGACCUCCCUGCUCCCUGUGGGACCAAUAAGGUGGUUAAUGGAUAAAGGACAAAGUCGGCACUUUAUAUAUAGUUUCACAGGAGAACAUUUCCCCAGAGUCACACAGGUUUCAGAUACUGCAAAAAGAAACAACCAGGACUUUUCCAUCCGCAUCAGUAAUGUCACCCCUGCUGAUACUGGCACCUACUAUUGUGUGAAGUUCCAGAAGGACACAUCAGAGCUUGGGAAAGAAUUUCAGUCAGGGGGAGGCACCACGUUGUAUGUGCUUGCAAAGCCAUCUCCUCCUGUAAUCUCAGGACCUACAGCCCGAGGCUCACUUCAGCAGACAGUGACCUUCACAUGCAACUCUCAUGGAUUCUCCCCUGGGAAUAUCAUAUUGAAGUGGUUCAAAAGUGGAAAAGAGCUCUCUUACUUCGAAAAUGCUGUGGAUCCCAAAGGAGACAUCUUCUACAAUGUGUCCAGCAUAGCCCAAGUGGUGCUGGGACCUGGGGAUGUUCAUUCUCAGAUCAUCUGUGAGGUAGCCCAUGUCACCUUGAAAGGAAGCCCUCUCCGUGGGACUGCCAACUUGUCUGACAUCAUCCGAGUUCCACCCUCCCUGGAGGUCAGCCAGCAUCCAACAAUGAUAUUGAAUCUGAUAAAUGUCACCUGUCAAGUGAAGAACUUCUAUCCUUUGAGCCUUCAGUUGACCUGGAUAAAGAAUGGAAACAUGUCUCAGACAGAGGUGGCUUCUACACUCACAGUAAACAAGGAUGGAACCUACACACGGACCAGUUGGCUUUUGGUGAACAUAUCUGCCCACGAGGAGGACAUGGUACUCACAUGCCAGGUUGAGCAUGAUGGACAGCCAGCAGUCAUGAAAUCACAUACUGUGGUGGUCAGUGUACAUCAGAGGGAGCAAGAAUUGAAGUCUUCAGCUUCUGCUAAAGUCCUUGUAGCUGUGCUCUUUGGACACAAACUGCUGCUGGUAAUUGGGGUCUUUUCCGUGUACAGGUACAAGAAGCAGAAGGCCUGACUAUGCUCAGUCUAGAAGAAGAAGAAGCUGGUGAGAAGCCAUGGAAGACUACUCCUAAUGACUCCUUUACAAGAACAACCCCAACACAGAAUUUCUUGUUGUCCCUUUGCAUCUGCAUUGUUAGCCCAGAGCUCUGAUGCUGUGUGCAUAUUGGGUUUUACUCUUGGAGUCCUCAUUGUCAUUAUUAAAAUAAUUUAAAGAUGGACUUAACGUUCAAGCAUUAUCUUCCCUAGGGCAAAGAAAAAUUCCAGUACAGGCAAAGUGAAAAUCUCAGCAACCUCAUGGAAAAGAAGGACCAUGGAGGAUAAAAGGAAAAAGCAGCCUUGCUGUUUCAGAAAGCAUGGAUGUCAGACCUCAGAAAGGAAGGUUUACCCCGCUGAACCUUAGCACAGCAUGUGGGAACAUGCUGGGUUGGGAGAAUUCUAGGAGGGAUGUGGUAUUGUAUCAAGUAAUGAUUUCUUUUGUUAUUGAGACAGGAUCUCACUGUGUAGCCUUGACUCUUCUGGAACACACUAUUUAGACCAGACUUGCCUUAAACUCAUUGAGAUUGGCCUGUCUCUGCCUAUUGCAUGCUGGGAUUUAUUGUGGAUUUCACCAUUACAUCUAUUUAGGAAAAAAUUAUUCCAUUUAUCCCUUUACUGUAGUGUAAGAGUAUCCUUUGCCUGAUGCACCAAUGGAGGACCAUAUAUGGAGAGGAUCUAGACUCCCUGCUGGCUGACUGGCAGCUCAGUCUCCAUGUGGAUCUCUGAAUGAGGGGAUCAGGGGCUGCCUCUAUCAUGAACUGUUCUCUGAUCACUGGCCCCUGAUGACAAAGCCUUGCCAGGCCACAGAGGAAGAGGAUUCAGGCAGGCCUGAUGAGCAUAUGGCAAUGGUGAACUCCUCAUUUCAGUAGACUAGGGGAGGGAAAUGGGAGGAAGAGGAAGGAAGGGUAGGACUGGUGAGAGUUGAG
Molecule: messenger RNA, 2479 nt
Organism: Meriones unguiculatus (Mongolian gerbil)
Lineage: Eukaryota; Metazoa; Chordata; Mammalia; Rodentia; Muridae
Product: signal-regulatory protein beta-1-like
Exons: 7
Coding region: 1-1530 (509 amino acids)
Biological process (GO): positive regulation of T cell activation; positive regulation of phagocytosis
Cellular component (GO): plasma membrane
Source: RefSeq, a predicted model, not a curated record